AUCUAUACGUCUCGAAAUUCAAAUUAAUUCUCCAACCUUAUCAACCUUUGGUGCAAUAUACGCCAUUUUAGCGACGACACAUUUUUUUACCAGUGCUUCUGUCUCGUUCUAUGCAAAAUUACGCUAUCUGGGAUCAACAUAAAUAAUUAAUUAUCGUUCUUAAUCAUAAAUACUGAAGUACUGAAGAUUCGGUUCUAGUUUGCAUUCAAGCGCCAGCAUAUCACAUUAAACGCCGGAAAUAUAUUAGUACAAUUUCCGAUUAACAAUUAGCAGUUGUGGUUUUACAAUUCGUGAUAACAUUGAAAUUGCCUCAGCUGACAGAUAACGUCAUUCAACGUUAUUUAGUUGAACAUGGGAUGCUAAUGUGGGUCACGUUUGGCCACGUCGCGGGCUGUGCAUGUUUUUAUUAAAUUUAAUAGAUCGGCUUGGAAGCUUAAAAGUAAACAGUGCGAAAGCUCAGAUGCGUUGGGGUUGGUUUAAUCCAUUUAAGACGUCGCCGCGGAAUUGAGCGCUCCUAGGUCAACGCGACUGAACCCUUGUUUCGCAAGAACUAGUAACACUAAACGCGUAAUACGAGACGAGACUUUUAUGAGAUUAAGUUCCAGUUCUUACAAGAUAAGUGCGAGCGUUUAGUGCCAAUUUAAUCAGCAUCGCACGGCUCGCAAUUUCACAUUCUCAAUUUCACGUUUCGCGAAUUUCGUCGGUUACAACUCAAUCGAGGCCGACGGAUACUGCUGCGAAUAAAAAAGAGAACGCAUUAUUUUAUUAUUACGGUUAUUAUUAUUAUAUCGCAGUGUGUAUAAAAUUGCAUAUUAUGAUCGCGACAAUUCCUGCAAUAUUAUCAGGAAUAUCGCGAGUGACGUUGCCCAGCGGUAAGUAGUAGCUAACCGGAGCUGCCGCGAGGAAGCGCGACGGAAGUGCAGAUGAUACGAAGUUGAUCCGAGAAGGAAAACGCUUACGCGUGCAGAACCGUAUCCGUCCAAACAGACGUCGUUGAGCAAACUGCGCGGCGGAUCUGUCGAUACAGUUGCGCCGAUAAUGGUGAUUGCCAUUGUCGUUCGGUAGAAUAAUAACGCGUCUCGUAGCACAGCUCUGAAUACUGUCGAAGGUGGGUCGUCAAGCUCGACCGACUCGUUCAAAGUGCGCUUCGUGUCAUCCGCGGCGUCGAGAAGUCGAUGAUUCGCCGGUCCCCGCAGGCUCGAUCAUUCGGAGCACGCGAACAGCUUGCGAUAUAAACGUCACGCCGCGUGUGGGCUGAUAUCGGGGAAGCAAGAUCAUUUUGGAAACUGAUGGGGACGGUGUUUGGCGUCGGAAGAUAAGAGCGGUUAUAACGAGAGAGCAGUAACCGCUCGAAAGUCUAUAUUAUCUCGAGAUAAUGAGGUACGCGUCAUAGAAUUUGAUAGGAAAGAAGAGGAAAAAGGAUGUUUCGGAUUGAAAUAACGGAAAAUUACGGUGAGGGAUGAAGAAAGAAAGGAGCGAUCGACGUUGAAAUGGGUCUUGUCGCUUGUUCGCUUUAUCCGUUGCAUUACUUCACUUUUGAUCAAUCAAGUAGGUUGGCCGCCGAAAUUGAGACUUCCAUUUUAGUUUUGCGCAGUAUUUCGAAUAUUGCGUGACGUUGAACGCGUGGACGUCCAUGUCGCAGAUAGCGGAACAAAUUCACGACGUAAAAGCGACGAUAAGAGUUAAAGUUCGAUAAACGAAAAUAAUGUGUAUUUUCAGGUAAGACAUGGUUCGUUCGGGAAAUGAAUGUUGCGGGCUGUCAAAUGCGGAACGGAAGGCUAAAUUAUCGUCGAAAUAUUUCUUGAAGGCAGCGAGGAAACUCGUUCUAACGUUUCUGUCUCCAAUAUCCGCGGAGGAGCGUGACAGCCACAUUUAAUAUGCAUUUCCAUCAUAAUCGCGCGUAUUGAAUUUACUUACUCAUGUUUUUACGAUACAGCCGGCGACUUGAGUGACGAAAACGCCGCUUCUAGAAAUAUUUCACGACGCGUAACAUCUCUCGCGUGAAGAAAAAAAAAAGAACAGGGCGUUGAAAUUCUACAAGAAAUUACUUACAUAAAUUAUGCGUAUUCCGUGUUUAUAUGCUAAGUUAUUCGCGCUCUCUGCGCGUGUUCGAAUGUUAAAGAAAUUAAAUAGCGCGAUGCAAAUUCGACGGAUAAAACAAGCCGAUUUCUGCUCACUUCCCGUUGUGCGAACGAGCUUAACUGUGUGCGAUAUCGUCGACCUUAAAUAAAUGUAGUAAAUGUACCUUAAUGUAACGUAACUCGAGAUAGUUGACAGUGUUUAACGUAAAAAUGACGGUCACUGGUUAUACAUCAUCGUGUUUCAUUUACAUAAUACGUAGAACACGCAGUUAUAAAUGCAAAUAUUAUUUAAAAAAGUUGCGUCUUCAGACGGAAUAUAUAAAGGAUAUCAGAUCUAUAAAUAUAUAUAUAUAUAUAUAAAGCAAUGUUAUUAUGUAAAAUAGUUACUGAUGAAAUCCGGCAAGCGUUAUUUUGAAACGCACGUUUAACGAACACCGAAAGUACAUAUCAGCCGGAGUUGAUUUAACUUCGCUUGCUCAUUAGCGAUUCGCAGUCUAAUCUGCAAUUUCAAUUAUCCCGCUCACAUUGUUUUUCUCAUUAACAGCUCGCUGACGGAACCUGAUGUUGAAUUUUCCGAAGGAUCUGCUCGACCCACGUAUUAAGUGCCCACACGUAGAAAAGGAGCGAGCGAAGCUGUCCGCGCGGACACCCGAAACCUCAGUCGACCGAAGUCGAGAAUUAUCGUCGGUCGUAAAUUUCCGAAGGAGUACAACCGCUUUCGAAUAUCCCCCGGCGAUUCGUCCAAUGAAGUAAUUUCUUUGGAGAGGACGAUUUGAAUUUUUCGUUGACAUUGAUAAGCGACGUUGUGCGCGUCGGGACGGCUCUAAAUAGAGGAAGCGCGCGUUCGAACGUGAAGUUGAAACGAUCGGACGCAAUCAACGCUCACGACCGAUAAGAAAAAAGAGAGACAAGAGUGGAAGAGAAGUUUCUCGAAGCCCAGCGUGCAUGUAAGGGUGUAGCGUCGGUGUUCUUGACGAGGAACCGUGGAGGGAGAAGGGAACCGGAGGUGGGAAUCGUCGGCGAAGGUGCGUCAUCUUUGGGAAAGGUAUAAUAUCCAGUACACCGUAGAUCGUGGAUUUAAAUGGUCAACUCGGGAUAUCGAGUUCGGCGGAAAACGCGAUCCUUGAGUGUCCCGUCCGAGACAGGAUUUUUCGAUUAAUACCGAUCCAGAGAACGUCGACGGAAGAUUCGUGCCGCGGUAACGGCAGAUUCGACAUAUACGCGCACUUACAGACAGAGCAUUAAUCCUUUGUUUACACGGAAGAAAGACCGUUGAACUUGAUGUUCAGUGUUGCAUGAACGACCCGCUAAUAGCGGGAGCGCCAGAGUGGAUCGGCUCUUCUUUUAUGCUUCUUCCUUCGCUCCUCUUCUAUCUCGAGGAAUAGAAGGCUGUGAAGAACUUCGUGUUCCAUUUUACACGAACGAUCCAUCCGCAGUUGUUACCGAAGAGCUCCAGUGAAGAAUUCUUUUAGGGUCACAGCAUAGAUUUAACAUUCCACAAAUAUGUAUUAUUAAUUGCAGCCGGGUAUUCUACUUUGCUAAGAAGGACUUGAUGCCCCGUUUAACUCAAUUCACCAGAGCCGAUCACUUUCUUCAACCGUCCAUUCGGAAACGGGAAUCGAACGACGUUACGCGUCAUCCUCGUGUGAUUGUUCCUCGGCUUCCAGUGGCAGAAGUCGGAGAAGUUCCUCGAAGCUCGUAUGAGCCAUUAAAUCCGCUCUAAAGGCGUAUCAAAAGGAGAAGCGAGAGGUCGGAGCCUGGGCGGUUCAACGACGAGCUGUAUUCGUGGCUGCGAGAGAGCUAGAAAAGCGAAGGAGGAAAAGGGAAGGUCUGAGAGAAAAAGAGACAGAUCGACAAAGGGGAGGAAAGAGGGAGAGAAGCGGACCUGCUGAGGUUCAACGUAAUACCGAUUUAGCUAGCGCGCACGUGCUCAGUUUAGGUCCCAGGGAGGAAUAAAGGGAGGACAUUUUGAGCAGCGAGGUGGGGAGGUCUGAGGAUAGACGAAGAAGGAAAGACGGGCAGACUGAGAGGAAAGAAAGGGAGAAAAAGGGGUAAGAGCGAGAGAAGAAGAAGGAGGAAGAAGGAGCAACAGAGAAGAGGCUUGCCGGGUGUAGGUCGAUAGAAGGGAAGGAGGGCGCCUUUCUGAAACUGGUCUUCAUGAUGGGCAAAAACAGUUUUAUUACGGACUCGCACGUGAACGACGUGUUCGACGAGGAGGCGGUCGUGAAGAAGGCACGAUGGAGAAAUCUCGUCGCUUUUUGGAUACUCGGCCUGUGCAACAAUUACGGCUACGUCGUGAUGCUGAGCGCGGCCCACGAUAUCCUCAAUACCAAGUUCGGCAAUCAGAAUUCCACCGCGAAAAAUGAAACGCACAUCCCGGGAGUCCGCACGUGCAACUCGGUCUCCACCGGUGCCAUACUUCUGGCGGACAUCCUACCGGCGUUAGCGAUCAAGGUUACCGCACCGUUCCUGCCCUUUCUAGUGCAUGCUCGACUGGCUACCUGUGUGUUAUUUUCCGCUGCAGGAUUUCUCCUGGUAUCGUUGAGCACGACUGAAUGGCUCGCCAUUCUGGGCGUCGUCAUAACAUCGCUCUCCUCCGGCUUGGGCGAAGUUACCCUCCUCAGUUAUAGUAACCAGUUCCCCAAAGAGGUGAUCUCGACAUGGUCAUCGGGCACAGGAGGCGCCGGGGUAAUCGGCGCCGCGUCUUACGCCGGGCUGACUAUGCUGCUGAACACCGAGAACACGUUGCUGCUAAUGCUGAUCGUGCCGGUGCUGCAAGCGAUCACGUUCUGGUUCAUCCUGCAACAUCCGAUGCACACCCGGAUCCCGAUCACGAAGAACGGCAUCGACAGCCAGGAGCAGAUCAUCAAGGUGCCGGAGAAGACCUUCAGGGACAAGCUCAAUCUGAUGCCCAGCGUUCUGAAGUACAUGAUACCGCUCGGGCUGGUUUACUUCUUCGAAUACUUCAUCAAUCAAGGCCUGUACGAGCUCAUCGAAUUCAACGACAUCUGGUUGACGCAUAAACAACAAUACAGAUGGCUCCAAGUGGAUUACCAGAUUGGCGUGUUCAUCUCGAGGUCGUCGGUGAACUUGAUCUCCCUCAACAAGAUUUGGAUCAUGUCCUUGUUGCAGUUCGUUAACGUCAUAAUCCUCCUGUUCGAGACCCUUUACUACUACAUACCGAAUAUAUGGAUCGUUUUUGCUAUUGUGCUGUGGGAAGGCCUGCUCGGCGGCGGAGCGUACGUCAACACCUUCUAUCGGAUGUCCACUGAGAUUCCGAAGGCGGAUCGCGAGGCUUCAAUGGGAAUCGCGACGAUGGCUGACUCGAUAGGCAUCACGUUAGCCGGAUGGCUGUCCAUGCCGGUACACAACGCUAUUUGCAGACUUCCGCAGCCAACGCGAUUAGGCAGCUAGAGAUAGCAAGGAGGAUCUCUAACUGUCGAGCGACAACAGAGUUUUCCGCGAGAGAGAGCGGAAACUUCCGGCUUCCGAAAGUUCCUCAACAACGUGACGAGGGAGCGUUCAAAGGCGGUGAUGAAGCGAAUCGUACCUCUUAAGCAUUUAGAGAUUAUAGUUUAGAUUAAAUAGUGAAUGCUUGAUCGCGCGAUCGAAGGCGAUCGGUGUACCAAGUAGUAUUCCGAGGUGAGAGCUGAAAAUCGGCGGAUGGAAAGAAUGUUCGACGUUCGAGGAAGAUAUACGGAAAGAAAGAAAGAAAGAGAGGAAUCUUGCGGAUUCAUUUAUCCGUCAUAUUUUCAUGCCUUUUGAUUAUAAACGUCCGAACUUUUUUGUUAUUUGGUAUACAAACGUUCAAAAAACUAGGAACGGAGCAUUUUUUGUAGUAUUUCGCAUGCUCAUUCACUGAUAAUAUAUUAUGUCACGCAAUAACGAAAUCCUCGCAGUGCGACGUAAAUAUCGCUAAUUACCCUAUAUAUCUUAUAUAGCAUGUAAUUUACUAAUCAAAAUAAGUGGUCGACCGUAUCGAAUACUUUAUUAAAAUCAGUAUAGACAGAA
This is a messenger RNA of Dinoponera quadriceps, 6092 nucleotides long. RefSeq names its product battenin (gene Cln3). Gene Ontology annotation, cellular component: membrane; lysosome. The record is from RefSeq and is a predicted model, not a curated record. NCBI's taxonomy places the organism in Eukaryota, Metazoa, Arthropoda, Insecta, Hymenoptera, Formicidae. Bases 4239 to 5495 code for a protein of 418 amino acids. The transcript is spliced from 7 exons. Gene Ontology annotation, biological process: lysosome organization; regulation of intracellular pH.